Messenger RNA from Arachis stenosperma, 2244 nucleotides. RefSeq names its product subtilisin-like protease SBT4.14. The transcript has 11 exons. Gene Ontology annotation, biological process: proteolysis. NCBI's taxonomy places the organism in Eukaryota, Viridiplantae, Streptophyta, Magnoliopsida, Fabales, Fabaceae. The record is from RefSeq and is a predicted model, not a curated record. Gene Ontology annotation, molecular function: serine-type endopeptidase activity. Bases 1 to 2244 code for a protein of 747 amino acids.
AUGAUUUUACAGAAACAUACUAGAUCCUUUAAUCUUCUCUGGAGGCUUCAACUGGUGCUGAUACUGCUUAGCAGCGCUUCGGGGAAUGGCGUCGAGAGAAAGGACUUUUACAUUGUUUUCUUGGGAGCUCAUCAUACAUUGAAUAGUGACAUUAUACAUGAGACACAUUUAAAUGUUCUAAGUUCUGUGAAGGGAAGCUAUCUUGAAGCCCAAGAAUCCAUGGUUUACAGCUACACAAAUAGCUUCAAUGCAUUUGCUGCAAAACUAUCAGAGAAUGAAGCCAAGAAGUUAUCUGAAAUGGAUGAAGUUUUGUUGGUAUUUCGAAAUCAGUACCGCAAGCUACACACAACAAGAUCAUGGAACUUCAUUGGUUUGCCAAUAACUUCCAAGAGAAGAUUGCAAUUUGAGAGUGACAUUGUUGUUGGUGUUUUGGACACAGGGAUCACUCCUGAGUCUCAAAGCUUCAAGGAUGAUGGAUUAGGUCCUCCACCAGCAAAAUGGAAAGGGAGUUGUGGCCCUUUUGCUAAUUUCUCAGGAUGCAAUAACAAGAUCAUAGGAGCAAAAUACUUCAAAGCAGAUGGAAACUCUGAUCCAUCAGACAUACUAUCUCCCAUAGAUGUUCUUGGCCAUGGCACUCACACUGCAUCAACUGCAGCAGGCACCCUGGUCCCAAAGGCAAGCCUUUUCGGCCUGGCUAACGGGACGGCCCGCGGCGCAGUCCCCUCGGCCCGGCUGGCCAUUUACAAGGUCUGCUGGACAUCCAGUGGAUGUGCAGACAUGGACAUACUUGCUGCAUUUGAUGCUGCCAUUCAUGAUGGUGUGGAUAUCAUUUCAAUUUCCAUUGGUGGAGGUGAUCCUAGCUAUGUGGUUGAUGUUAUAUCCAUUGGCUCGUUUUUCGCCGUUAGUAAAGGGAUACUCACAGUGGCCUCCGCCGGAAAUGAUGGCCCGGAUAUGGCCACCGUGACGAAUACUGCACCGUGGAUUGUUACAGUUGCAGCUUGUGGCAUUGACAGGUCUUUUAGGAGCACUGUGAUAUUGGGGAGUGGAAAGAAUGUUUCUGGAAUAGGAGUGAGCAGUUUCAAUCCUAAACAGAAACAAUAUCCUCUCAUCAAUGGCGUCAAUGCUGCUCUAAACUCUGAAGCCAAGGAAUAUGCUAGAUACUGCUUUGGAGGUUCCUUAGAUCCAAAUAAGGUGAAGGGAAAGCUUGUUUAUUGCAAAUUAGGAACAUAUGGCACUGAAGCAAUUGUGAAAGAAAUUGGGGGCAUUGGUGCCAUAAUUGAAAGACAAAGAUAUCUUGAUGUUGCUCAAGUUUUCAUGGCUCCUGCUACCAUUGUGAAUAUGAGCUUAGGUCAUACUAUCACUAGCUAUAUACAUUCCACAAGAUCACCAUCAGCAGUGAUAUACAAGACCCAUGAAAUUAGAAAGCCAGCUCCAUUUGCUGCUUCAUUCUCAUCUAGAGGUCCAAAUCCAGGGUCUCAACAUAUUCUUAAGCCUGAUAUUGCAGCACCUGGCAUUAACAUCUUGGCAUCUUAUACACUUAGGAGGUCAAUCACUGGGUUGAAAGGGGACACACAAUUUUCAAAAUUUAAUCUAUUGUCAGGAACUUCCAUGGCUUGUCCUCAUGUUGCUGGAGUAGCAGCAUAUGUGAAGUCAUUUCAUCCAGAUUGGACUCCUGCUGCAAUCAGAUCUGCCAUUAUUACCACAGCCAAACCAAUGAGCAAGAAAAUCAACAAUGAAGCAGAAUUUGCCUAUGGUUCUGGCCAACUAAACCCGACAAGAGCUCUAACACCUGGUUUAAUCUAUGACAUGGAUCACUUUGGUUACAUCCAAUUCCUGUGCCAUGAAGGUUACAGUGGUGCCACAUUAUCAGUGUUACUUGGUUCUCCUGUGAAUUGCUCUUCUUAUUUGCUUCCUGGUGCUAUUGGCCAUGAUGCCAUCAACUACCCCACCAUGCAACUCAUCUUGAAAUCAAAUAAAGACACGACAAUUGGAGUUUUCAAAAGGACAGUGACAAAUGUAGGUCUUGGUCCAACAAUCUAUAAUGCCACUAUCAAGUCACCAAAGGGAGUUGAAAUCACAGUGAAACCAACCAGCCUCAUAUUUUCUCAUACCAUGCAGAAGAAGAACUUCAUAUUAAUGGUGAAAGCUAAAUCUAUGGCAAGUAUGAAAAUUAUCUCUGGGUCCCUUAUAUGGAGAAAUUCAGUUUACUAUGUUAGAAGUCCUAUUGUCAUUUAUAGUCCAUAA